UCGCUGCAGGGCGGCGGAGUCAGAGGGGCAGAUCGAGGAGGAGAGAGCGGAGCUGCGGGCACCCUGCGCAGGGACGGGGAGCCGCGUCUGGGCGCCGGGCUGCCGGGCAGGGGAGCCCGGCCCGGGGGAGCAGCGGGAGAGGCCGAGCUGUCCCAGAGCCGCCAGCCCCUUGCGGGGUCCCGCAUGGCCCGGCUCUGAGGGGCUGCGCUCGGGAGGAGCCCGGACGGGACGGGAGUCCAGGGCGAUGCUGCGCCUGCUGGAAGCCGAGCUGCUCUUCGCUUCCCUGCUCUCCGGACCCUUCCCGCCGCUCUCCGGGGAUCAGAAGAGCAAAUCUUGUCCCGAGAAUAAAAUCCUGACCAUGGAAUACUCCUGCACAGGAGCAGGUGGGACGCCGGCCACAUGCUUACGGAGGAAGUGCUGUGAGGGCUAUAGGUUUGUGAUGGGCCAGUGUAUCCCGGAAAGCAUGGAUGUGUGCGCCAACUUCCCGUGCGAGCAGCAGUGCACGGACAACUUUGGUCGCGUCCUGUGCACGUGCUUCCCCGGCUAUCGCUUCGACAGAGAGCGCCACAAGACUCACCUGCACCCUUACUGCCUCGACAUCGAUGAGUGUGUGGAAAGCGGAGGUGCCGUCUGCGACCAGCUGUGUACGAACACCCCAGGCAGCUACCGGUGCCAUUGCCAGCGUGGCUAUUACAUAGCAUCUGACGGGACAACCUGUCUGAAAUCCAGCAACGGCACCACAGUGGUCAAGUCGGAGACCCUGAUGGGCACCAGGUCCUGCUCCGUCACCUGCGAGGAGUUCACCAGCAUGAAACAGACAGUCUCCCAGCUGAGACAGAAGCUGCUGCUUCCCGUCUUGGAUAACAAGAGUAGGAAGUCCUGGAUGAGGAUUAACCGCAAACCAGCAGACUCCUCACACCGUCCUCCUGCCCUAGGGCCCCCAGGCCCCCCGGGGCCUCCAGGUGACCUGGGAGCAACAGGGGAGAAAGGGAGUCCAGGGGCAGUUGGACCUCCAGGGCCUCCAGGAACCCCAGGGCCCCGUGGGGACAUGGGGCCAAUGGGACCGUAUCCUGACUUUGCGCAUAUCAAAAUCGGACAAAGGGGACCAGUGGGCGCUCCUGGGGCACCGGGAAGGAAUGGCCAGAAGGGCGAACGAGGAUACCCCGGUCCCCGAGGGCCACCGGGCCCUCCGGGCUCCUUUGACUUCCUGCUCCUGAUGAUGGCUGACAUCAGGAAUGACAUCCGUGAACUACAGGAGAAAGUGUUUGGCCAGCACCGGAGGAUGGAGUUUGAGACGCCGUCUGCCGACAGCAGGGACUCUGAGGUGCACGAAUGGGGAUCCGGCCAGGAGGAGCUGCUGUGGGGGCCUAGACCCGCGCGCUCAGCCACAUGACCAGGUGGCAAACACCUGCUCCCCUGCAGCUGGACGCAGGAAUCGCCCACACUCCAGAGACGUUGCUUGGACACAAGAUGCUCCAGGGAUGUUCCGUGGUUGCCGGACACUGCAGCUGAUUCGUCCCCUCGGGCCAAUUUGAGCCCCCCAUCACAGUCGCUGUCCAGAGCAGGGAGUCUAUUUAUUAUGAGUGUUAAAUGUUAUAUUUUUACACUAGAAAGAAUGGAAAAGGGGUAUUUUUAUAAAGGUGCUUUUCUGUCUCUUUGAAGAAGAUGGGACAUUCUCUAGAUGCAGGGAGGAAGCCCUGGAUUUGCUUCUCCACAGCAGCUCAGCCUCUGCCAGCAGUUUAUAUCCAGGGGAAAUGUAGGGCAAAUGAGCUGGAAGGAAGGAGUAAAACACCGAGGGACUGAUUCUCUUCUCACUCCAGUUUUACACCAGGGUCACUGUGUUGAUUUCCCUGAGGUUGCUCCCGGUUUACGCUAGUGUGAGUGGAAAAUCAGGUGUGGAUAAUCUCAGAUCCCUGCUGAUGUGUCCAAGGGAGAAUUCUUUACUGGCUUCAGAUCUGACCCUCUGUGUAACCUUGCUCCAGAAAGCUCAGUGUAACACCUACUCUGUAUGAUGCUCUGGGCCUCGCUCAUGAUGGCAGAUUGAUGAGGCUGCUAUGGCUGGGUCUUGUAACUCAGACAACAGAAGCUUAUGGUUUCAGAUCCCCGCUGCCAAUAACCCACAUGGUAGAAAGAGAGAGACAGAACACUAAGGGCCAUUGAUAAAAGCUCACUGUGCAUGCAGGGCCCUCCUCGCCUGGGGAGAUGGUGUCACUCUUAGCCCUGGGCUUUCAUCCUAAGGAACUGUGAGCCCAGGUUACGUCCAGAAAUACCAAGGGCCAAAUGCAGCUGUGAAUCUAAGCUGCUGUCAUUUUUGCACCUCUCCUCUUGUAAAUGACACGAAUCUGGUCUGGCAUGCCUUUACCCUCACUUCUGACUUUGGUCUCUGUAACAGGAGAGACGGCAAUGCAAAUAACUGCAAACAGAGGAAAGUGAACAGGUUCCUUCUCCAGCUCUCUGGACCUGGGGAGAAUGUCAUCAGAACAUGAGCAAGGGAAUGAGCCCCCCAUACUCUCUAAUAAAGGCCCACUAAUGGGUUGCAGUCUAAGCAAAUUCAGGGGUUCCAGAGAACUCCAUAGACAAAACUCUCCAGUAGGUGGCAGCUGGUGUUUUGAAAUCCACCCUCAAUUUUAGCACAGAGGCACUGGAGACAUGAACGCCUGUAAUUUCUGCAUAAGCGAAACUCUUGUCAGGCUGCACUGGCUCCUACAGAGCAAAGGCAUGUGAAGGAAACCGUAGUGCAUUCAUUAUGUGCAAACAGGAGUCUAGGCUCCUACACAAACACACUGCUGCUCUAAGAGGGACGGAGGCUGCCUUAAGAUGUGUUCUGCUAAGGAUCUGUUAUGCCUCUAACAGAGGAGUAGAGAAGCCAGUGGUGAGCUUGGCCGGAGAGUGAGGAGUGCGGUGGAGUAAGUGGCAAAAGCCCAACUCUCACACUACGUCUACACUGUUAUUCUCAAUAGCACCAAAAGGGCCCAAAAGAGAUCCGGGCUUCUUCAGGCUAAGUGCUGCAUAGUCACAGAGAUACAGCCUGUACCUUGAGAGCUUCCCAGCCGCAGAGAAAUGCAACUGCGAGGGGAACCAAGGGGAGGGCGUGAUUGUCCAACCAUCACACAGCAGAGCUGGGACUGCAACCCACUUCUCCCGAUGCCUAACGUGGUCUCCUAUCCACUGGACUAUGCUGCCUCCCAGUGGGAUUUCAUCCACUAGUGCACAGUAGCUGCAAAACCCUACCAUAGACACUGUUUAUACCAGUGCAGUGUGGCUGCAGGAGGGGAUUGCACUGAGCCAGCUACGUAGGUGUAAUUACACAGGGGGCUAAAAAUCCUACUGUAGGCCUGGUUUUAGGGUACAGAUGGAAUUUCCUGGAAAGUUGAAAAUAAAUGCAUUUAAUAGGUUAGGAGUUUAAAAUUGUGGGUCAGAGCCUCAGAUGGUGUGAACAGAAGACAAUGGAGCUCUGCUGAUUCCUAUGGCUCUGUCUAUCCAAGGCUUAAAUGGUCCUUAUCCAUCUUA
Molecule: messenger RNA, 3510 nt
Organism: Chelonia mydas (Green sea turtle)
Lineage: Eukaryota; Metazoa; Chordata; Testudines; Cheloniidae
Product: collagen and calcium-binding EGF domain-containing protein 1
Exons: 11
Coding region: 245-1393 (382 amino acids)
Molecular function (GO): calcium ion binding
Source: RefSeq, a predicted model, not a curated record